AGUUUUAUCUUUUUAUAUUCUUUGCUUCUAUCUUAAUAUCUCUCUAAUGUCAUAUGCAAUUGACUGGCAGUGAGGUACACAAUGGAUGAUACUGACGUCAACAGUAGAAAAUGUGAAGUGUGUUUUAUGUGUGAUGCGAGCUCCUCUGCGCUGGGUGCUGUGGGACGUGAAAGACACCCUACUAAAGGUACGGGUGUCUGUGGGAGAGCAGUACUGUAAGGAGACUGAGCGACUGGGCCUGAGCCUAAACCCUGUGGAGGUUGAUGCUGCUUUCCGGCAGGUCUAUCAACAUUAUUCCCGCAGAUACCCAAACUACGGGAUCUCUCAGGGUCUGGAUGGACAGUCUUGGUGGAUUGGUUUGGUGCAGGACACCCUCUCCCAGUGCGGGGUCCAAGAUCCAGUCCUGUUAAAUACAGCUGCUAAGAAUCUAUAUCAUAACUUCAGCAAUGCAGACAACUGGGAGGUGUUUCCGGACUCAAAGAAGACUCUAGAGAAUUGUUCCUCUCUCGGACUGAAACUGGGCAUCGUAUCCAACUUUGACAAUCGCCUCGAACCCAUCUUACAGAGUUGUGGGCUACUGUCACACUUCAGCUUUCUAAUAACAUCAGAGAAAGCUGGUGUGGCAAAGCCCAGUCCUGCAAUCUUUGAUCAGGCGCUUCAGAAAUGUGGCACACCAGCUGACAGUGUGGCUCACGUUGGGGACCACUAUGUGAAUGAUUACAUCACCUCUCGGUCUGCGGGCAUCCACGGGUUCCUUUUAGACAGGCACAAGAAAAACCAAGCAGCCAUUCCUGAGGAGCACAGGCUUCUCUCAUUAGAGGAGCUGCUAUCACGGCUUCAGAAGUACAUGGACUAAAGGAGAACAAUGUCCAGUACCUCCACUCAGCCACACUCUGCUUCAGUUCAGGGAAUAAGCUGUCGAUCUUUGUAAACCCAAGCACCUCAAUAAUACGAGACAUCUGUAUCACCCUGCAUUUCAUUGUAUCAACUAAAGCUGUAUUUAGCAGUUGUACUACAAUAUAAAUAAACUGUGCAAUAUUUAUAUA
Molecule: messenger RNA, 1046 nt
Organism: Cololabis saira (Pacific saury)
Lineage: Eukaryota; Metazoa; Chordata; Actinopteri; Beloniformes; Belonidae
Gene: hdhd3
Product: haloacid dehalogenase-like hydrolase domain containing 3
Exons: 3
Coding region: 86-856 (256 amino acids)
Source: RefSeq, a predicted model, not a curated record